Molecule: messenger RNA, 1168 nt
Organism: Bombina bombina (fire-bellied toad)
Lineage: Eukaryota; Metazoa; Chordata; Amphibia; Anura; Bombinatoridae
Gene: PCGF1
Product: polycomb group ring finger 1
Exons: 9
Coding region: 63-842 (259 amino acids)
Biological process (GO): negative regulation of transcription by RNA polymerase II
Cellular component (GO): PRC1 complex
Molecular function (GO): promoter-specific chromatin binding
Source: RefSeq, a predicted model, not a curated record
AUCUCGUGCCCACACUACACGCCUCCCGAAGCUACCGGAAGUGACGCUCGGUCCCGACCAAGAUGGCGUCUCCGGGCCCGAUGGUGAUCGCGAUGCGUCUCAGGAACCAGUUACAGUCGGUGUACAAAAUGGACCCUCUGAGAAACGAGGAGGUGGUUAAGGUGAAGAUCAAGGAACUUAACGAGCACAUUGUGUGCUACCUGUGCGCCGGAUACUUUAUAGACGCUACAACCAUCACUGAGUGUCUGCAUACAUUCUGUAAGAGCUGUAUAGUAAAAUACCUACAGACCAGCAAGUACUGCCCCUUGUGCAACCUCAAAAUCCACGAGACCCAGCCCCUACUGAACCUCAAACUGGACCGUGUCAUGCAAGACAUUGUUUACAAGCUGGUACCAGGUCUACAGGAGAGUGAGGACAACCGAAUCAGAGAGUUCUAUCAGUCUCGGGGUCUGGAGAGAGUCAUACAGCCGAGUACAGUGGAAGAAUCAGUUGGGGACGUCUCUCAGUUGUCACUUUCACUCGCUGUCUCUCAGAGCACGUCACAUUAUUAUAAGAAUGAUGAGCACGUCUGCUUGUGUCUGGAGAAAGUGAGUUCUGGUAAAGACAAAAAGAAAUUUAUUCUCCAGCAGAAAUACGUACGAUGCUCAGUACGCUCUGAAAUCCGUCACUUACGCAGGGUUCUAUGUCACCAACUUAACGUGUCACCCCCAAGUGUGCAGCUGCUGUUCAACAACCAGACUCUCCCUGAUCACAUGACAAUGAAACAGUUAUGGCUUACGCAUUGGUAUGGCAAGCCGGCACCCCUCGUCCUGUCCUACAGUGUGAAGGAGAAGCGGCGGUGACUGUGUUUGAUCUCCCUUUUGUAAAUAUUGCCUCCCUAGUGUGUAUAUACAGACAGAUAUAUCUAUUUCCUGCAGCACCACCGUCUGGCACAGACAUCAGCUGGAGCAGUGUUGGACAAGCAUAGCUGGACAGCGCAGCUUACGUCUCAGAGCUCGCGCCUGAUUGACCUACACAGCCAACAACAUUUGUACUGUAGCCUUGCACAGACCGCUAGAUGUCCAGUGGUGACUCAGCAACCAGUGUGCCUUAUUACUAUGUACAGUGUGAAUUAUUCUAAGCUGAUGGUUUUAUUUUGUCAUUUUAGUAAUAAAGAUCUAUUACAAUA